Saccostrea echinata is the source of this 1381-nucleotide messenger RNA. RefSeq lists its product as uncharacterized. The transcript is spliced from 6 exons. Bases 210 to 1169 code for a protein of 319 amino acids. NCBI's taxonomy places the organism in Eukaryota, Metazoa, Mollusca, Bivalvia, Ostreida, Ostreidae. The record is from RefSeq and is a predicted model, not a curated record. Gene Ontology annotation, molecular function: chitin binding. Gene Ontology annotation, cellular component: extracellular region.
CACUUUUCUUCCCUUAAAAACCGUUGGGUUAUCGAAGUCAUUCUUUUUUCCAUCUCGUACUGUGAGUCUACAUGAAAUCACUAUUUAGCAGACGAUAACAAAACGACCAAGGAUUAGGCAAAGGAGAAAGAGAAGGGGGAGAGAUAGAAAGGAUAAGUGGAUUUUUAUCUACCUUCGGCAGGAGGGUCCGUAAAACAGUAGACAUAGAGAUGUCCAAUCCGGACUUGUACAUUACAGAAUCUUGUGUUCCGGUCCUAUGGAACUGCUCUGCAGGGACGCAACUCAUUGAUCCAUGCUCCUGCUUCCAGUACUAUGAAUGUAGAGGUCACGGAAAUGGCGUCGUUGAGCGGAAGUGCGCGCCCGGAACUGCGUACAAUCAUGACAGCAAGAACUGUGUGAAGGAAUUAGAUGUCUUGAGAACGCAAUGUCCGAGAAACGAACCCUGGGAUAGAUGUGGACUAAACGGUACUCAGACAGAUAUUCUUAAGCAAAGAUGUAAAAAUGAUACGAGCAUCAUAACCACAACGACAUCAAAUCCAGUGACGAAGCCUGGGACUUCCGGGUCAGAUGGAAACGAGGUCGGGAUCAUUUUGGGCGGACUAUUUGGCGGACUGUUCGUUGUAGUUGUAGCCAUUUUAAUUGCUUUAUUGUUUCAUCGCCACCGAGCAAAAACGAAAUCAAAAUUGACAAAAAAGCGAUCCGUUCAGAAUCCAGAAUAUAAUUUCCAGCCUGAACCAUCUUUUGAACCACCCCAGGAGGAGGAAGAAACAUACCACGUGAUCGAUGAUAAUAUGAACGAUCCGACGUAUAAUAGUGACUCAGUUACUGUAAAGCCACCGUCCUUACCAAAUCGAGGCUCUACUGGAGACACCAUUGGCGGAUCAGACAAAAUGGGGAAUGUGAACAAUAAUUUUCAGUUGCAUAAUAGUGACACGUUAACCUCACAGCGUGAACCAAUCAACUUUCAUUCUGGAACUGGUAACAUGUUUAGAAAUGGCAAAGCUGCCGCUGUGUCUGACGAACCUGAAACUUCGAAUUAUAUAACAAUCUUUCCACAUGAAAAACCGGAUGAAAACGAGACUACAUCGGAAGUGUUCGAAGAAGAAACGCCAUACGAUAAUACACUUGUAAGCAGAUCGGACACGACUGGGAAAGAUACCAAGUUUUAGUGAUAAUUUUGUGAUCUAUGCAAUUAUUUUUCAUUUAGACUGAUAUUAUAUGUGUUUGAUAUUAUCUUUCCUAGGAAUGUGUACUGCAGAGAGAGAGAGAGAGAGAGAGAGAGAGAGAAGGUACAAAUUGACAAUAUCCUUUUUUGGUGCAAAUACAUGCGUCUUGUCAUGCAAUUAUCAUAAUAAAAAAUGUUUUAUUUUUACUAUGAUAA